AAUGAAUAACCUUAAAUGGCUUCUUUCUCUUAUAAAAUUGUGGUCACCUAACCUAUGAGCUCAUUCAUUAUAUACGUAUAUUAUUUUGUUAAGUAGUAAAUUAAUUUUUAUUACGAAGAAAAAUUAUUAAUAUAUAUCUAUAUAAUAUAUAUACUAUUUACAAAUAUGGGAAAAACGUCAAAGGACAAACGUGAUAUAUAUUACAGACGAGCGAAGGAAGAAGGUUGGAGAGCACGUAGUGCAUUUAAAUUAUUACAAAUCGAUAAUGAAUGUCAUAUAUUUGAUGGUGUAAACAAAGCUGUUGAUUUAUGUGCAGCACCUGGUAGCUGGAGUCAAGUUCUUUCACGAAAAUUAAAUGAAAAUUAUAAGAAGGCAUUGGAAGCAGGUGAAGCGACACCUCCCAAAAUUGUUGCUGUUGAUUUACAAGCAAUGGCACCAUUGGAAGGUGUAAUUCAAAUUCAAGGGGAUAUUACAAAUACUGCCACGGCAAAGCAUAUAAUUGCUCAUUUUGAUAACACACAAGCAGAUUUAGUUGUAUGCGAUGGAGCACCUGAUGUCACAGGAUUACAUGAUAUGGACAUAUAUAUUCAGUCUCAACUUUUGCUAGCAGCUUUAAAUAUAACUACUCAUAUAUUACGACCGGGAGGAACAUUCGUAGCAAAGAUUUUUCGAGCUAAGGAUGUCUCAUUGUUAUAUGCGCAAUUGAAAAUAUUUUUUCCUUAUGUCUAUUGCGCCAAGCCAAGUAGUUCUCGAAAUUCUAGCAUUGAGGCUUUCGUAGUAUGCAAAGAUUAUUCUCCACCUGAUGGAUACGAGCCACAUAUGUUGAAUCCUCUUCUAACUCACGAACCUUGUAAUUUUGAAAAAUUGACAGGAGUUAACAGGCUCGUUGUACCAUUUGUCGUUUGUGGAGAUUUAAAUCAACCUGACUCCGAUACGUGUUAUCCAUUGAAUUUCGAAGGAAAAGAAUACAAAUAUCAUGAGCCAGUGCAAAGCCCAAUCGCACCACCUUACGAAGAGGCACUCUCCUUGCUUGAGGAUAGAAGUACUGAUUUUCGAAAAGCAGACGUUAGUGUUAUUAUUGAUAAUGAUCGUCCAAUAUCUUUAUCUGAAUUUAAAGAACAAACAAGGCGGAAACAAAAGUGUAUAAAUGAAAAAGUGAUGGAGGAGAAAAAGACAGAUGAAAAUCAGGAAGACGUGUUGAAUAUACUUUCCUUGGAUACAUUACUUCAUUUAAAUGUAUCUAGUGAAAAUAAUGAUUUUGAGAAGUAAUAAAUUAAUUUAAUAAAUUAAUUUAAGUCGAAGAAAAAUAUUGUACAAAAACAAAGAAAAUUUCUAAUAAUAAAUGUUCCUACUUAUUCUAUCGUA
Messenger RNA from Vespa mandarinia (Asian giant hornet), 1365 nucleotides. RefSeq names its product tRNA methyltransferase 7-32 (gene Trm7-32). Lineage: Eukaryota; Metazoa; Arthropoda; Insecta; Hymenoptera; Vespidae. The record is from RefSeq and is a predicted model, not a curated record. Gene Ontology annotation, biological process: cytoplasmic translation; tRNA methylation. Gene Ontology annotation, cellular component: cytoplasm. Gene Ontology annotation, molecular function: tRNA methyltransferase activity.